AAUACAUCUGAUCAAAACCGCAAAAAAAUAAGUAUUCCAAAUCUUAUUUCCCUUCAGUUUUCUGCCAGAGAACUUGGAAAAUUCUUAACUGUAAAACGUAUCAAAUUUGCAAGCAAAAUACACAAUCGGACGAUGAAUGAAGCGGCAGCACUAGCAGGAAUGAUUCCAUACGAUGCCAUGGGUAUGGGUCUCUACGAACAACCCAAGCCAAGAUUCAUUUUCAAAAUGCCCCGUGUUAUUCCCGAUCAAAAAUCCAAAUUUGAAAGUGAUGAAUUAUUUCGUCGAUUAAGUCGUGAAAGUGAAGUAAGAUAUACAGGGUACCGUGAGAGGUCUCUGGAGGAAAGACAGAUUCGUUUCCAAAAUGGUUGCCGUGAGGGCCACACCGAGAUCUCAUGUGUAACAUCUGGCACAAAUUUACAAUUGGUUUUCAAUGCCACUCAGAAUCCCUAUAUACAUGAUAAGGAGUGCGACUUUGAGAAAGAGCCUGGCAAGGUACACAUCAAGUCUUAUUUUAUAAUGAAUGGGGUAUGCGUUCGAUUCCGUGGCUGGUUGGAUUUAGAGCGCCUAGAUGGCUCUGGCUGUGUGGAAUUCGACGAACGCAGAGCAAUGCACGAAGAUGCCAUUCUUCGGGAUCAAAUUGAUAGAUAUAAUCAGCGUCUACGGGAGUUUGAGGAUUCAAAGAGGGCAUACAGAGAGAAUCGUGCCGAGGAUAUAGAAGCAGUUCGGCGUGGAGUUGUUCCCGGAGGAGGAAUGGGUGUUGGAGCACCCAACAUGUGGCGUCGUUAGAAAACCGAUGAUGGAUGCAUAGAUGCAUACGGACGACCAUAUCUCCCAAGGAUAUGUAUAUUUUAGUAAUUUAAGCACAAAUCACAUUAGAAUAGUCGGAUGUAUACUAGUAUAUGUAAUUUAACAAAACAAUAAGUUUAAUUUGGUCAAUAGGAGGCUAAAGAUUUGUAACGUCACGAUAUUUUCUGAUAUCAAGUCAAUAUAAGCUGAAUUUAAACUUAA
This is a messenger RNA of Stomoxys calcitrans (stable fly), 1008 nucleotides long. Its product is annotated as protein big brother. Bases 133 to 786 code for a protein of 217 amino acids. Gene Ontology annotation, molecular function: transcription coactivator activity; sequence-specific DNA binding. The transcript has a single exon. Lineage: Eukaryota; Metazoa; Arthropoda; Insecta; Diptera; Muscidae. Gene Ontology annotation, cellular component: nucleus; core-binding factor complex. The record is from RefSeq and is a predicted model, not a curated record. Gene Ontology annotation, biological process: regulation of transcription by RNA polymerase II.